Messenger RNA from Striga asiatica, 819 nucleotides. Lineage: Eukaryota; Viridiplantae; Streptophyta; Magnoliopsida; Lamiales; Orobanchaceae. The record is from the annotation of a GenBank genome assembly.
CAUUAAUCCUCAAACAUAUAUACAUAUUUCCCAUUCUCUUACAAUUUUUUUUCCCUCAUCAACAAAAAGGCAAGAGUUAAAGGUAAAAAGAAUGUGGCAAGAAAGAAAAUUAGACGAAAAACCGAACUUCCCGAAAACACACGUGUCGAGCUUUCGCGGCCCCUCGGCCGCUAGUAAAACUCAACUGCGGCCGAUUUUGUCCGGCGGGUUUGACGAGGUGGCGGCGAUGGUUCCUCCGGUGACGGUGGUGGUGGAGGGCCGGUCGAUCUGCCACCGCAUCAGCCUCCACAAGCACGGUGGCUACCGGAGCUUGGCCCUAGCCCUCAGGCAGAUUUUUAUAGAUAAUUAUAAUACUAAUGUUGAUUGUAGUAGUAGUAAUAAUAAUAGUGAGGAAGAUGAAAUUUGUGGUAUUGAUCUAUCAAAUGCUGUGCCGGGGCAUCUGAUAGCGUAUGAGGACAUGGAAAAUGAUCUGCUUUUGGUCGGUGACCUAAAUUGGAAGGAUUUUGUUAGGGUGGCCAAGAGAAUCAGAAUACUUCCGGCAAAGGCUAAAUCAAGAAAGCAGAAAGAUGGGGAGUCAAAUAUUUGAUCAUUUGUUGAUAAUUUUUAUUUUAGUUUCCUAUUUUAGUUCAUAAAAAAAAGGGCCUUAUAAACAAGCCUAUAAUUCAGGCACUCAGAAGGAUUAUAUAUAUCUUAGUUCAAUAAUGAACAUUUGAGUGAAUAAAAGAUAUUUUUUUUUUUUAAAUCAGGGAUGGAUGGUAUUGGUGGUGUGCCAUGAAAAUCAAAUUGGUAAUUUUCUGAACAUUCAUAUUUUUGUGUGAU